GAAAUAAAGAGAGUCAGAUCUGCUCGGAAUGUAACGUUUCUACGGGUUCUGGACUCAGUUCGGGUCCAGAGUCUGUAAACAGCUCCAGAAGCAGCAGUUCUACUCCGGACCGGCAGGCGGCGGCGGCGUCGUGCCCGUCCUGUUUCCCCUGUUUGCCAUCUAUCAUGGCGGCUCCCAGCUGCAGGUGUCGUUCACGGUGAGGUUGUUCGUGGUUCGGUGACGCAGGAUGAGGUGAAGAGCUUACCGGCCUCAGGUGAACAGACUUGAGAUAAACACACGUGUGGGCUUUGAUUAGACCGCAGCUCCUCAGUAAUCCUUCCGGCUUAUCAAUUUGCUAUGAGUGUGAUGUCAUCAAUGAUGCGGGGUGCACGGCUGCUCCGGAGCUCCGCCCCCCUGCUCACCUGGCCUCAGAGCAGACGACUGGCCUCCAAGCAGGUCAAAGGUCAGAGGAAGGAGCAGAAGAAGCCCAAAGUGGACAAACAGGAAGUGGAGAUCAGACAGGGCAUGACGGCGGCGGCGCUGGCGGCGGCCAUGAACAGAGACUUUGACCACGUUGUGGAGGCGCUGCUCAACACGCCGGCGGACCUAGACUCGCUCCGGCCCGACUCGGUUCUGGAGGACAGCUGCAUCAAGGAGGCGGUGAUCCGGUCCGGGAUGAAGUUCAGAUGGGCCAAGCUGGGCGAGAGCCAAGAGCGGCCCAACAGAGACGCCCAGAGGAGGCCCCCUGCUGACCCCGCGCUGCUGGUGAGUCGGCCCCCGGUGGUCACCAUCAUGGGUCAUGUGGAUCACGGGAAGACGACGCUGCUGGACAGCCUGAGGAAGAGCCAGCUGGUCGCCACGGAGGCCGGCGGCACCACGCAGCACAUAGGCGCCUUCCUGGUCCAGCUGCCCACCGGGGAGCGGAUCACCUUCCUGGACACGCCGGGCCACGCCGCCUUCUCCUCCAUGAGGGCCCGCGGCGCCCACGCCACAGACAUCGUGGUGCUGGUGGUGGCGGCCGACGACGGCGUCAUGAACCAGACCGUGGAGUCCAUCCAGCACGCCAAGAACGCCAAAGGUAGGAGUGGGUGUCAUCAGGCGGCGCCGGGUUGUUCUGAGGUUCUGGUUCUGACGUUCUGCUUGCGGCCCGGCCCAGUCCCCAUCAUCGUGGCGGUGAAUAAGUGCGACAAGCCACAGGCCGACCCCCAGCGGGUGAAGCAGGAGCUGCUGGCGCACGGCGUCGUCUGCGAGGAGUUCGGCGGCGACGUUCAGGCCAUCCACAUCUCGGCUCUGAAGGGCGACAACCUGCAGGCUCUGGCCGAGGCCACGGUGGCGCUGGCCGAGGUUCUGGAGCUCAAGGCGGACCCGGGCGGCCCGGUGGAGGCCGUCCUCAUCGAGAGCCGGACCGACAAGGGCAAAGGCCCUGUGACUACAGUCAUCGUCCAGAGGGGGACGCUGCGGCGCGGCUGCGUUCUGGUGGCCGGCUGCUGCUGGGCCAAGGUCCGCUUCCUGUUCGACGAGAACGGCUGCGCGGUGCUGGAGGCGGCGCCGAGCGCGGUGGUCCAGGUGGUCGGAUGGAAGGAGCUGCCGUCUGCCGGAGAGACCGUGCUGGAGGUGGAGUCAGAGCAGCGGGCCAGAGAGGUGGUGGAGUGGAGGAGCCACCAGGCGGAGCAGCACAAGCUGCUGGGGGAGCAGAGCGCCAUCGAGCUCAAGCAGCAGCGCCACCUGGAGGAGUACCGGCGGGAGCGCGAGCCGCUGGCCCACCUGAGCUGGCGCCAGAGGAGGGCGGCGCUGUACCGGGCCGACAAGAUCCGCUUCUCGAUGCGGCCCAGCGAGCGGACGGAGUGCGACGAGCCCGGCCUGCCGCUCGUCAUCAAAGGUGACGUGGACGGGUCGGUGAAGACGCUGCUGAACAUCCUGGACGGCUACGACGCCCAGGACGAAUGCCGGCUGGACGUGAUCCACUUCGGCGUCGGCGACGUCUCGGAGAACGACGUCAACAUGGCCGCCACGUUCGGAGGGUCGGUGUACGGCUUCAACGUGGCGGCGAGCCGCGGCGUGACGCAGCUGGCGGCGCGGAGGGGCGUGGCCCUGCACCUGCACCGCGUCAUCUACCAGCUGGUGGAGCAGCUGCGCCACGAGUUGAGCAGCAAGCUGCCGCCGCAGCGCCGCUGCAGCACCGUGGGUGAGGCGACGGUCCUCGCCAUCUUCACCGUCUCUGUGGGGAAGAAGGAGGUUCUGGUGGCUGGUUGCCGGGUCCAGAAGGGCCAGCUGGACCGGCGGCUGAAGUUCAGGCUGAUCCGAGGACGAGACACGGUGUGGGAGGGUUCUGUGUUGGCGCUGAAGCACCAUAAGGAUGACGUGGCGACGGCGAAGGCGGGCAUGGAGUGCGGCGUGUCGGUGGACGGCGAGGUGGACUUCAGCGCUGGUGAUGUCAUCGAAUGCUUCGAGGAGCAGGAAGUUCCUCGGGUCACUUCCUGGGACCCUGGGUUCUGACCGGACCCUCAGACUGAGAAACUACUCCGUUUGGUUCUGGAACAUUUUAUUAAUAUUUCAUGAAAACAAAUCUGAUCAUCGAUUCACAUGUUCAAAUAAAUGAUUCCAACAUCCA
Molecule: messenger RNA, 2590 nt
Organism: Poecilia latipinna (sailfin molly)
Lineage: Eukaryota; Metazoa; Chordata; Actinopteri; Cyprinodontiformes; Poeciliidae
Gene: mtif2
Product: mitochondrial translational initiation factor 2
Exons: 14
Coding region: 337-2475 (712 amino acids)
Biological process (GO): translational initiation
Cellular component (GO): cytoplasm
Molecular function (GO): translation initiation factor activity; GTPase activity; GTP binding
Source: RefSeq, a predicted model, not a curated record